CGGUGCGCUCUUGCCGACCCGCCAGCCGGCACGAAUACAAAACGCGCUCAACCGCGCCCUGGCUAGCCUCCGGCACCAGAGCGGAGGAGCAGACUCCUCUACGACUACAUCCCAAACACCACCUCUGCUCCCCUACAACCUGAGCCUGGAGGUGGUGGCUCGAUCACCCGCGGCAGGGGACCCGGAGUCGUUGUCCCGUAGCGCUUGCCAGGACCUGGUGGUCAGGGGGGUGUCCGCGGUGCUCGCUUUUCCCCGUUCCAGGGAAGAGCUGAUCCAGGUGGAGUUCCUCUCUUCUUUUCUGGAGAUUCCUUUCAUCUCUAUCCUGGAGGACACCGAACCUCUUGUAACCAAGAAUCGAUUCCACCUGCAGAUGUCGGCCCGUGUGCCUCCAUCAACCCUGGGCAGCCUGCUGCUGGCGGUCCUGCAGGGGGAAGGAGGAGACGGGGGCAGAGGAAGCCGGGGAAAAGACAGCUUGGGAGGAGCAGUUGUAAUUUGCCCUGGGUGGGAGGAAGGUGGUGAUGGGUUGCUGUCUCACCUGCAGAGGCACAGUGGUUCUAACUGGCAUUUGUGGGACAUCGUGAACCUGACUGGCAUUACAGGGGGUGGGGAUAGAAGGGCAGAGGCCAGCGAAGAGAGGAGGGAGGAUCAGAUGGAAGAGGAGGCUUUGAAGAUCCUCUCCACCCGUUUCCUGCACUCCCCCUCUCCCAUCUCCUCUGUUCUUCUCCUGGGCUCUGACCCCGAGUGUCUCUCCUCCGUCCUGCGGGCUGCGCAGCGCCUCGCUCAAGCACUACCAGCACUGCAGUGGAUCAUGGGAUACCCUUUGUCUCCGGAUUCACUACACACUCUAGGAGGUCCCCUUGGAUUGUUAGCCUACGGGGAGGUUGGCCGCAAGCCAAUCAGCUUCUACAUUCGGGAUGCUUUGCAGUUGAUUGGCCGAGCAGUCACUUCAGCAACCAUGGUGAGGCCAGACUUGGCGCUCAUUCAGAACAUGGUGAAUUGUUAUGACAAACCAAACCGACAUGAGCUGCCCUCUUCAGGACAGUAUCUAGCCAGGUUUCUCUCCAACACUUCCUUCACCGGGGCUACGGGCCUGAUCCAAGUGGAUGCUGCCCUUUCUCGUGUCCUCUCCUCUCAGCUGUUCCACGUGUGGAGUCUGAAAAGAGGUGCUCUGGGCCAACCGGCAUGGGUUACUGUAGGACAGUGGACGAGAGGCAGACUCGAGCUGGAGGGAGGUAUCCUAGGACUGGUGGGAGUGUUCAGGAGCAGCCAAGGACAAGGUCUUGGGGCUGGGGUGAGGGGAGGCGACGGCCUGGGGGAAAGUAACAUUGGUGGACGCUGGAGGCCAGGACUUUCCAUUGAGGGCCACCGCCUGAGGGUGGUGACACUGGUGGAACACCCGUUUGUCUUCACGCGGGAGGUGGAUGCGGAUGGACUGUGUCCAGCUGGUCAGCUUUGUUUGGACCCAAGAACCAACCGGUCAGACAUAAUCCAUGGCCUCUUCAACCAGCUGCACAACCCAAACACUACAACUGCAGACUGGGAGGGCAUUGAACUACCGGAGGACCUCAGGAAGUGCUGCUAUGGGUACUGCAUCGACUUGUUAGAAAAACUGGCAGAAGACAUGGGUUUCACCUUUGACCUCUAUAUUGUGGGAGACGGGAAGUAUGGGGCACUGAGCGGGACUGGACGCUGGACGGGGCUGGUCGGGGACCUGCUGGGCGGAGCCGCUGACAUGGCCGUCACCUCUUUUUCCAUCAAUUCCGCCAGGAGUAGAGUCAUCGAUUUCACUUCGCCCUUCUACUCCACCAGCCUGGGCAUUCUGGUUCGUAGCCGGGACACUGCAGCUCCCAUUGGUGCCUUCAUGUGGCCUCUACACUGGUCCAUGUGGGUGGGCAUCUUUGUCACGCUGCAUCUCACCGCGUUCUUCCUCACCUUGUACGAGUGGAACAGCCCCUUUGGCAUGACACCCCAUGGCAGGAAUAGGCUGCACGUGUUCUCUUACUCCUCUGCCCUCAAUCUCUGCUACGCUAUACUGUUUGGACGUGCUGUCGCCACCAAGACUCCUAAAUGCUGGACAGGACGCUUCCUGAUGAACCUUUGGGCGAUCUUCUGCUUACUGGUGCUGUCCAGCUAUACUGCUAAACUUGCUGCAGUCAUGGUCGGGGAAAAGACCUUUGAGCAGGUCUCGGGAAUCCAUGACGACAAGCUGCAACAUCCCUCCCUGGGUUUUCGUUUUGGCACGGUGAGGGAGAGCAGCGCUGAGGAUUACAUGAAGAAGAGUUUCCCGGAGAUGCACAACUACAUGAGACGCUUCAACCAGCCCACCACCCCAGAAGGUGUACAUAUGUUAAAGACAGAUCCUCCUACCCUGGACGCAUUCAUCAUGGACAAAGCCCUGUUGGACUUUGAGGUCUCUAUUGACGCAGAGUGCAAACUGCUAACAGUGGGGAAGCCUUUCGCUAUAGAAGGCUACGGCAUCGGCCUGCCCCAGGGCUCUCCUCUAACUCGUAAUGUGUCAGAGUUCAUAAGUCACUACAAGUCUGACGGCUUCAUGGACAUGCUGCAUGACAAAUGGUAUAAGGUUGUGCCCUGUGGGAAGCGAAUCUUUGCAUUCACCGAGACUUUACAGAUGGGGAUCCAGCAUUUUUCAGGCCUGUUUGUGCUGCUGUGUAUAGGAGUGGGCGGAGCCUUGCUGACCUUGGCAGGUGAACACACCUUCUAUCACCUGGUUAUCCCUCGCCUCCGGCGCACGCACACGCUGCAGUACUGGCUCCACACCAGCCAGAAAAUUCACAGAGCCCUCCACACC
Molecule: messenger RNA, 2809 nt
Organism: Monopterus albus (swamp eel)
Lineage: Eukaryota; Metazoa; Chordata; Actinopteri; Synbranchiformes; Synbranchidae
Gene: grin3ba
Product: glutamate receptor, ionotropic, N-methyl-D-aspartate 3Ba
Exons: 11
Biological process (GO): monoatomic ion transport
Cellular component (GO): membrane
Molecular function (GO): signaling receptor activity; ligand-gated monoatomic ion channel activity
Source: RefSeq, a predicted model, not a curated record